AUGGACGCAAAUGGCAUUGAGUUUCGGGAGGUCGAAGGUCGUGGUCGCGCUGUCAUCGCGAAGAGGGACUUCCAGCCGGGAAUCCUCUUGUUUGAGGAGCCAGCGCUCGUGUUCGUGAAGACAUGGAUGAUCCUGACUGGCGUCAUUGUUUUUCGCCGGGACAAGGUGGAACACAAGUACGAAGCCCUGCUGUCAGAAGAGAAGUCCCAAUACAGGUCUCUUUAUCCAGUUUGUGAGGAGCCUCACACGGAGAGACACGGUGAGAGACACGGUGAGAGCACAGAGAGUGGAGGCCAGCUGAGGAACAGAGGCAGGACCCCAGAGGCCAGUCCCAGCCCUGCCUCACCAACCCCCUUAACUUCCCAGCAGCACCUGCAGAUCUGGGAUAACUGUGGGUUUCACUAUUGCGACUCCCUCGAUGACCAGCGCAACCAGAUACUCCAUGUUGUUGUCUGCCCGGCACUGCUCAGCGCCAUCACCGGCUGCGCGUACGCGUACCGCUUCCAGGCGCAGUACGUCAAGUCAGUGCUUGCUGCAGGCGUGCUAUUCUUCGCCAUUGUUGGCCCUGUGUGCUAUCGGCUGUUUUACUUUGGCUCACAGGCGAUUUUCGUGAAGGCAUCAAGACUGAACCACAGUUGCCAGCCGAACGCUGAGUGGCAAGUCGAUGCUGUUGGGGAAGCGAAGCACGCACCCACCCUGUCGCUGCGCACGAAGCAGCGUGUGAAGAAAGGGGAGGAGCUGACGAUCGAUUACAUCCGGGAGCUCCCAGACCUGAAGCAAAGUGAACGUCGAAAGCUGCUGCAACAAGACUACGGGUUCCUCUGCACCUGCACCCGCUGCACCCGCUGUAUCUCGGAUGACGUUGAAGAGCUGGAGGCCGAGGAGAGAUAA
This is a messenger RNA of Symbiodinium natans, 891 nucleotides long. Lineage: Eukaryota; Dinophyceae; Suessiales; Symbiodiniaceae. The record is from the annotation of a GenBank genome assembly.